Molecule: messenger RNA, 1147 nt
Organism: Lynx canadensis (Canada lynx)
Lineage: Eukaryota; Metazoa; Chordata; Mammalia; Carnivora; Felidae
Gene: DEFB110
Product: defensin beta 110
Exons: 1
Coding region: 459-611 (50 amino acids)
Source: RefSeq, a predicted model, not a curated record
CUGGUGAAAGGGAUAUAUUCAUUUGCUCUAAUAUAACGAAAGAAGAUUUCAAUUAAGAGUAAGAUCUGGAAUGGAGAAGAAAGCAUUGAACAAAUGAUACUGUGAAGAGGCAGUCAGAGUAAGCUUAAAAAAUUGAAAAAAAAAACAUGAAAAUAAAAAUGAUAGGUUUUUAAAGAACUACAAACCUCAUCUUAAUGAAAGCAUGGGAGAGCAAAUCUGGUGUUAAUAAAAUAAGAAAAAAAGAUAGGAAGGUGAGUACUGAUAUGGGCUGAAAGAUAAGGACGGUAAGAUGUUUGUAGCUCAGUCUCUUUCUGCAACAACUGCUAAAUUGUGCUAUAACACUACCUGGCAUACCAGACUCUCCAUCUCCCACAUGCAUGAUCUCAUGACCAAAACAGAUUUUCUGUCUUCCCUAGGUAACAAGACUCCCAAGUGAAAAAUGAGGUUGAUGACUUUAGAUGUCUUUCUUGAUUGCAGCCAGAAGUAACUUUGAGUCAAUGUAUAGAUUUGAAAGAUGCAAAAAAUUGAAAGGAAUAUGUAAAACAUUUUGUAAUGAUGAUAAGUAUGAUUACGGAUACUGCAUUAAAUGGAGAAAUCAGUGCUGCAUAUGAACUCUGGAAAACAGAAGUACUAUUGAGCAUCGAAGUCUGGAACAGAGAUUCAUCUUACCGACACGAGAAUGGGUAGAAAGAAAACGUUUGCAACGUUUAAAGAAGUAUUCCCUUUUAAAUCCUCAGUACCACUGUUUACAUAAAUAAAAAUAAUUUAGUUUGUAUUCUAUUUAUUUCCCACUUUCUUUGAAUUUCAGAUGGAUGAAUGUAUUAAUUAAACAGAGGAUCAGACUCUAAUUGUGCUUAUAAUCCCAUUAUGGACAUGUUGCCAACCAGAUAUUCAUGCUACUUAUCUGAGUUGCUCUGUUUCCUUUCUAAAUAUAUGUAUAGGACUUUAUUGCCAGUUUUACUAUGAAAAUCGUGAUUAUCUUCAUAGAUGCUUUCUUCCACACCAAAAAUCUCCGUAUGUAGUUUUAAAUCUUUCUUAAAAGCAAAUGCAUGUUUUCUCUCUUUCAAAUGUGAACCCUUCCAAUCUUGGCUUACUUACUGAUUUUUCAUAUGCAUUUAACCAAUUCCUAUGAGGUGACAAUUUGAGA